This is a messenger RNA of Linnemannia hyalina, 477 nucleotides long. The record is from the annotation of a GenBank genome assembly. NCBI's taxonomy places the organism in Eukaryota, Fungi, Mortierellomycota, Mortierellomycetes, Mortierellales, Mortierellaceae.
AUGGCAGCAAGCCAUUCCUCAGGAGCAAAUGUGAGAUCAUCCGUGGUCCGAUCAAGCAGUGUGCAAGCUGUGCCUAUGACGCCAACCAGUGUCCCUCAGCAAGCAUCUCGCAGAGCAGCAUCAGGGGGAGUCGGAUCCCACGCAGCACCCAAGGCGAUUUCCUCAAGCUCAAGAAGCAAUCGAUCAGAUAGAGAACCUCAAGUCGGCGAUGGACAUACUGUAACGACUGGUCAUUGUCGUCCUAUUAUACUGGAGGAGAGCUCUGGGCCGUCCCCACUUCCGUUCAUUGAUGCUGCCUCGAGACCGCAAGAGUCGCUUCUAGAGGAGUGCUGGACUGGCCAAGAACAGUCCUAUGAACACGAACACAUUGGCCAAGGAGGCGGCUCGGAUGUCGGCCGACUUUGGGGAGGCAACCCAACACAGGCGCCGGUUAACGAGACCCAGGAAGGUGGCGGAUUCGGCGGGAUGCUAGAUUAA